AUGAGGAUUGUCUCUCUGUUCGCACUAUCUGCGAGUCUUUCGCUGCUCGUCGCGGCCGGCUUAGCCGUAAGUUUCGACGAUCCUGGUAUCCUGAACGCUGUUGCUGCUGACGUGAAAGCGUCCGAGCCUGCCGACGCACUAGAACUGGCCCAUUCUCAGAUCAAGCAAGAGCAGGAAAAUCGGGGCUUAGUGCCUGUCGUUGAAGCAGCCGAGGCGUUAGUAGGCCAUGUAAUCGCCCCGUCCAAUCGGGUAGCCGAGUCAAGCAAGAGCGCACUUCUCAAGGAGCAAGGGGAGCUCGGGCGGCUUGUUCAUGGUCGCCAAUCCGUCGAGUCAGAUACAUCACGUGGCGUUAUCAAUGUGCAUCAUGAGGAAGACACAAGACUCAGCAGCGACAGCCAAUCCAUCAUGUCAGGCAAACGAGCCGAAGUCGUCGCAACGCAUCAACAGGGAUCUGUUGACCCUCGUUUCAACAAUGAGGAGUACAAGCUUGCGUGUUCCCUUGCUUCUAAACCUCAUCAUCGACCGUCAAUCGAUAAAUACGAAAAGUUGGCGCGGACGAUAGGUCCUUUCGCUACGAUGUUGAAGCUCCACGAGCGGACGGCGGAACCACAUUCACCAGAAGCGCAUCAAGAGAAUAUACUCGAAAUCGCGCAGUUCGCUUCCUGGUUCUUGAGUAAGAAAGACCCCGAGCUUGUUCGUGAGGAUGCACGGCGCGCUGAUGUGUCGGCGGAACAGCGCAAAAUCGCAGAGGCUGUUGCGAACGGCUAUGACAAGUUCAUCGUUGAGGCAUUUCGACAAGCCCGUGGGUAUAAACUUCCUCGUGCCGACAACGGCAAACUUGGCGAGAAUCCACUUUUUGCCACGAUAACGGAUAGUGAGUUCGAGGCCAUGCGUCAAAUGGUUCAAGAUGAUGUGACUAAGGGUCUUUUUUCAUAUAAGCCGUUGCUUAAGUCCCGAGGCAAUAUCGAAACUCAACGACAGAUCCUCCAGAUGAAAAUGACAAAAGGACUGGAGAAGGAAGCGGCGACUCUGCAGCGUCAACAGUUCUCCGAACGGAUCGUGAAACGUAUUGAACCUGAACUUGCUCGAGCACAAGCGAGUAGCACGUGUAGGUCGUUGCCUGAUCUCUUAUCCCUCUAUUCUGUGGUGGACCAGUAUGAGCAGUUCGUGAAGAAGAUUUUGGAAGAGGUCCACGGUCGUAAGCGCAAGCGUGACGUGCCCGUGUAUGAAUUAGACUAA
Peronospora matthiolae is the source of this 1239-nucleotide messenger RNA. NCBI's taxonomy places the organism in Eukaryota, Oomycota, Peronosporomycetes, Peronosporales, Peronosporaceae. The record is from the annotation of a GenBank genome assembly.